AUGGCGCAACAACUACCUGGUUCAACUCGUCAUGACAAGAAGAGAAGACUUGAAAAUGAUAUUUCAACUGACAAUGUGUCUCAAAACAAUGACUCUUGGGCUCGCUUCCUUGUGAUCGAGGCUGCUGAUCAUCAACCGUUAAAACUAAACCCUUUUGCUAUUUCAAAAGCUGUUUCUGGAAAUUGUGGUGUAGUAAAAAAUGUAACCCGUCUUCGGUCUGGCUCCUUACUUGUGGAGUGUGCACGGAGACAGCAAUCUCUGAACCUUUUAUCAAUUACUCAGUUUGCCAAUGUUGAUGUUGCUGUGUCCGUGCACAGAACACUGAACUCGUGUCGGGGAAUUGUUCGGGACAGAGCUCGAUGCCUGUCUGAUAUGUCAGAACAAGAAAUUGUGUCUGAACUGGAGGAUCAAGGUGUUACGUUUGUCAAACGUUUCACCAGAAUCAACGAUGGAGUUGUCACCAAUACUCAUACUUACCUGUUCACUUUUGCGCGUUCUUCCUUACCGCAAUCAAUCAAAGCUGGUUAUGUUAAUAUCGGAGUGGAUAUGUAUAUCCCAAAUCCACUCCGAUGUUUUAAAUGUCAAACUUUUGGCCAUGGUUCUAAAUCAUGUGCUAAACCUGUCAAAUGUCAUCGUUGUGCUGGCAGCCAUGAGGGUAACGACUGUGAGGAGGACAUCGUUUGUGCUAACUGUGGUGGCCAACAUUUGUCUUCUUCUAAGUCGUGUCCUGUUUGGCAGCUUGAAUCAAAAAUCAAUAAAAUGAAAUAUGAAAAUAACAUUUCUUUUGCAGAUGCAAGAAAACUGUUCACUAAACAAUCCACUACUCCAUCACAUCUUACUUACUCUGCCGCAGUUACACGUUCUGCAACUAUUUCUACUGCCACUGCAUCAAUCACAUGCCAAACGGAUCUGUCAUGGGUCCAUUCUGAUCAGCCCCUUCAAACCGCUGGAAUCAGUCCACCAACUUCUGACAAUCAGACCAGUUCAGCAACCCAGACUUCUACUCAGACUGCUAGUCAGACUGACACAGUUGUCCCAGAAAAGAACAAAAGCACUGAACCACUUGACAGCUCACUUGACAAAAAGAAAAAAAAAAUAUUAAAUAGAAAACAAUCAUCUCCGGCAGCCUCGCCCCCAGAACUAUCUCUUCAAAACUCCUUUGAGCCUCUUGACAUGGAGGUAACUCUGUCUGUACAGGACAGUAGGAGUAAUUCGUCCUCACGUUCGCGUGUGAGAACUCCAAUUGAGCCUCCAUGA
This is a messenger RNA of Haliotis rufescens (red abalone), 1257 nucleotides long. RefSeq lists its product as uncharacterized. Bases 1 to 1257 code for a protein of 418 amino acids. The transcript has a single exon. The record is from RefSeq and is a predicted model, not a curated record. Lineage: Eukaryota; Metazoa; Mollusca; Gastropoda; Lepetellida; Haliotidae.